Myxocyprinus asiaticus (Chinese sucker) is the source of this 1990-nucleotide messenger RNA. RefSeq names its product synaptonemal complex central element protein 2-like. Lineage: Eukaryota; Metazoa; Chordata; Actinopteri; Cypriniformes; Catostomidae. Gene Ontology annotation, cellular component: central element. Gene Ontology annotation, biological process: synaptonemal complex assembly. The transcript is spliced from 3 exons. The record is from RefSeq and is a predicted model, not a curated record. The coding region runs from base 320 to 1006 and encodes 228 amino acids.
UGGAGAACCUUUAAAUAUCAUAGUGGCAUCAUGGUAUAUUUUAAAGUGCCAUGAUAUUACUAUCUUAUACAUCACUAUUUUGUAUGGGCUUGUUACAUCAUGCAAAACUUUUCAUUGGGUUUCUAAAUACAAUUAUUAUUUAAUUACUUAUUUUUAUACACAAUUCACAAUUGUAUUUAAUCAAACUACACAAUGAUGACUCUUAAGACUUUCUAGAUAUUACAGUUUAAUUUUCUGUUACAGCACAAUUUUCUGUAAAGCUGCUUUAAAACGAUGUGUGUUGUCAAAGGCGCUAUACAAAUAAAAAUGACUUGACUUCAUGUGUAAUGUUCAAUAUUAUCAUCUUUAUAUAUUCACUCCAUCAGGCCAUGGCUCAGCACUUUUUUGGAAACUCAGACUCCACAACUUUGCAGUCAACUCCCAAAGCUGGUCAUCACCAAGCAUCAGCAAAGGUGGUAAGGCAUCAACAUAUUGUGGUCGUGCCAGAUUUAUUCAACAAUGCUUCAUAACCGUCUUGUCAAUCCAGGUGCCAGAUGAGGGGCGUAACGCAACAGGUGAAGCGCUAUCAUUUGUAAGUCUGGAUGACAGCAUUGAGCCGCAGAGUGAGGACUCUGGUAUCGGUAUUUCAAAAACCUCAACCAGAAAUUCAAUGGCCAACAACACUAUGGAAGAUGUUGGCCUGUUAUCUCCCACAAGUUCAAGUAUAGAUGAGAUUGGAAAGAAAGCACAGGACCUUAUCGAGAGAAUCAACGAGAGACGGGCCAUGGACCAACACGUGAUGGACAGCUUUGAGGAAAAACUCAUUAAAAAGGUGCGUGAGAUGUGUCAGCAGGUAAAGGAGCAGAUGUUUGUGUUUUAUGAACAGCACAGUCAGGGGAUGGAGGCCAGCAUUAGUGAGCUGUCUGAGGUGUUGGAGAGGAGCAGUCAGCUGAGUAUGGAGCUACAAGGAGCCAGUCAAACCCUGGCAGCCAUUAACAAGGGCCUGCAGCACAGCACUGAGCAAUAGAUACACAACUGAGCAGUGCAGCAAUAACAGAAUAUGAAGAGUCUCAAAGGCAUGGCACACUUACGGCAGAACAUGAGUAGUAGAAGUGUAUUUACAACUAAUUGAUCUACGCAAACAUCAUACCAGUUAUUUAAGUAAUUUAUAGAGGCGAUGCAUCUUGUUUCCUCACAGUAAUUUAACAUAUAAUUCCUGAAGCAUCUAUGUUUGAAAGUGAACCUGAACUGUUAGAAGAAGUUGACGAAUUGUAAUGUUGUGUCCGAAAUUAAUAUGCUAAUUUCAUAUAUAUUUUGAUGCAUUUAAAUGUCUACGUUUCUUUGAAAUAAAAAUGUAGUUUGAUUUACAACAGCAUUGUUUGUGUCUCAAUGACUAGGUCUGAGCUGGCCAGGAUUAAGGCCUUUUUUCACAGCAUUUUUGUUUGAAAUCACAUUACAUUUUUUUGGCAAUUCACUUUAUGUAGACCGCAAGAAAAAAAAAAAGAUGAUUUAAAAACUCCCUAAAACCUUGCAGUGCUAUCUGUGUAAUGAGAAUAAAGUGGAUACACUAUCAUUUAUUUUAUUUUACAAUUUAUUCAGCAGCUUUAAAUCUUUAAAAUAGUUUCAGCUCAUAACAGCAUACAUGCAAAAAAUAUUUGGACCCACUUUAUAUUAGGUGUCUUUAACUACUACGCACAUAAGCAGUUGAUACAACGUACUUUUAUAUGUAAAUACAUGAAGUUGCAUUGUACUUACAUUUAAAGUACCUGCAUUUAAUAACAUCUGUAGUUACACUGUUAACCUAACGCUAACCCUGCCGGUAUAGUAACGGCAAAUGUGAAUCUUAUGUGAACAAUAUGAAGUUACACAGUAAAUACAUUGUAUUUUAUGUAUUUUAAUGUUAGUACAUAGUAGUUAAAGACUUCAAAUAUAAAGUGGAACUAGAUAUUUUAGCCUGUUUUUAAGAUUUAAGCAUUUCAGUUUCAUAAAAAAAUAAAUAAAUAAAACAAAA